Cydia amplana is the source of this 1204-nucleotide messenger RNA. RefSeq lists its product as uncharacterized. The transcript has 6 exons. The record is from RefSeq and is a predicted model, not a curated record. Lineage: Eukaryota; Metazoa; Arthropoda; Insecta; Lepidoptera; Tortricidae. Bases 56 to 1204 code for a protein of 382 amino acids.
AGCGGAGUUAGAAACACAGUUAUCGAUCGAGAAACGAAAAGUGGCCGAGUUAGAGAUGCAGGUCAAGGCGGCAGAAUUAUCUCAACAGGUCGCCAAAACGGUGGAAAAUCACCUCAACACCACUUAUCAACUGCCCGUCCCGACCACAACGUCAACUAAGACGCCGAAUGAGCUAGCAGUCCCCGACGACAAACUGUCCAAAUCGGACGAUUCGGGUUACGCCGACAACCGACAAGAAACCGACAUUGACGAAAAGAAUAAUAAGACCAACCUAGAGUUGAUGAAAAGGAUAGAGGAAAUUCAAGCGCAAUUAGACGCCUUACAAUUUGCGAAGGCUGAAAAGGAUAACGCUGAAAAAGAGUCAUCUCCCUAUUCUAAAUCAAUUGAUUAUUACUACAAAUCUGACGAUGAACAAAAAAUUAAAGAUCAAAAUAUCUCGCCAAAACCAACACGAAUAUCUAUUUUUGAACGUGAAGCAUUAAAAUUACCAAAAGAAUCUGAAAGGACAAAUGAAGUUAUAUUUGAUAAUGAAAGAAAAACUGACACGAUACAUAACAAUCAAAAACUAAAUACGAUUAUUGAAACGGAUACACCUACUAAGGAAAAUCAAUGUACAUAUAAAGAAAUAUAUGUUAGGAAUGAUUCUAAUUCAGAUAAAAGUAAUGAAACUCAGGUAAACAAUCCACCUGAACAAGUUGUUGGAAAUUGCUCUGUUAAAUGCGAAUGCCCUGAUGAUAACGCUGAUCAAGUUGGUAAAAAAAAUUGCUCAGUUAUAUGCGAAUGCCCCGACGAUCUUGAAACAAAUACCUGGACUGAAAGUAGUGAGACCAAAAGUCCGGAAAAAGGUUUAAGUCCUAUGGUUAAGGUGACGGUAGAGCAAAUACCAGGGCCUAUACCUAACAAUGAAACAUCAGCUAAACGAAGAUUUUCUUUAACAAGGAAAAAACCUAAACCUGUAGCGAAAAGGAAAAUUGAACCGGCCAAAGAUCAAAGUAAAAAAGUUAACAAAAAGGAUAAAAAGUCUAUGUCGAAACAUGAAAAGGAUGAAAACGAUACACGUCAAAUUGAACCUAGCGAAUCAAUUGAGUAUAAUGGAACAGGGGAACUUAAAAGUCAAGAAUAUGAGGAUCAGAAAUUGCCACUGGAUGUUACUCCUAAAACUAACGACAUAAGAAGGAUUUAUGGAUAUGCAUUUGUUAGAUAG